AUUUCCCUCUCAGCCCCAUUUCACUUUUAGGCGAGAGAGAGAGAGAGAGAGUGAGUGAGAGAAUGAGGGAGGAGAAUGUGGAGAAGCUCCGAGGAGUGGUGAGAGAUUGCGUGAGCAAGCAUCUCUACUCAUCGGCCAUCUUCUUUGCGGACAAGGUGGCCGCGCUGACAUCGGACCCCGCCGACAUCUAUAUGCAGGCCCAGACCCUCUUCCUUGGCCGCCAAUACCGUCGCGCCCUCCACAUCCUCAACGCUUCCCAGAUCAUCCCUCGCGACUUCCGUUUCCGCUACCUAGCUGCCAAAUGCCUCGAGGAAUUGAAGGAGUGGCAUCAAUGUCUAUCAAUGCUGGGUGAGGCUAAAGUUGAUGAGCAUGGAAAUGUUCAUGCCCUUGAUGAUUGUAAUGUUAUGUACUUGGAUAAGGAGGGGGAAGACCGUGAAAUCAAUAUCUCUUCUGCGAUAUGCUUUUUACGUGGUAAGGCAUAUGAAGCUUUGGAAAACCGCGCCCAAGCUCGCCAAUGGUACAAAGCUGCUAUCAGGGCUGAUCCUUUAUGUUACGAGGCUUUGGAGUGUCUGAUUGACAAUCACAUGCUUACAUGUGAAGAAGAAAAGUGUCUCCUCUCAUCAUUGCAAUUUACUCCAGAGGAUGGAUGGUUAUCUGCAUUUUAUUCAUGUCUGACAAAGAAGUAUGACAAAGAAAGUGUCAUAGAAGCAAAAUUCACAGAGCUAGAAAAGGAAAAUGGUGGUAUUAGCUCUCCAGAUUCUUCUUUUACACACACCUUGAAAAAUAACACUGACCUGUUGGCUUGCAAAGCUGAAUACUACCAUCAAUGCGGUGAAUAUCAGAAAUGCUUUGAGUUGACUUCUGUGCUUCUUGAAAGAGAUCCAUUCCAUUUGAAAUCUACUUUAGUGCAUUUAGCAGCUGCUAUGGAGUUGGGCCAUUCAAAUGAACUCUAUCUUAUGGCAUCUAGUUUGGUGAAGGAUUAUCCUCAAAGAGCGUUGUCAUGGUUUGCUGUUGGUUGCUACUACUAUUGCAUCAAGAAGUAUGACCAAUCACGGCGUCAUUUCUGCAAGGCUACAAAUCUGGAUGCUACAUUUGCACCUGCUUGGAUAGGUUUUGGAAAUGCUUAUGCUGCCCAAGAAGAGGGUGAUCAAGCAAUGGCUGCCUUCCGCACUGCAGCUCGUUUGUUUCCUGGGUGCCAUUUACCAAAUUUAUAUAUUGGAAUGGAAUACAUGCGGACACACAGUUUUAAACUUGCUGGACAGUUUUUCAUGCAGGCAAAAGCAAUUUGCCCUACUGAUCCACUUGUAUAUAAUGAACUUGGCGUUGUUGCUUAUCAAUCCAAGGAGUAUCAAAAGGCUGUGCGGUGGUUUGAGAAAACUUUGGGUAACAUUCCGUCAUCAUUAAGUGAAAUGUGGGAACCAACAUUGGUGAAUCUUGCACAUGCGUACAGGAAGUUAAAGAUGUACAAUGAGGCGAUCUCGUAUUAUGAGAAGGCACUUGCCCUUUCGACCAGAAGUUUGAGCACCUAUGCAGGUCUGGCGUACACUUAUCAUUUGCAGGAUAAUUUCAAUUCUGCAAUUACAUAUUACCAUAAGGCUUUGUGGUUGAAACCCGAUGAUCAGUUUUGCACAGAGAUGCUAACUUUGGCGCUUGUGGAUGAAUGCCGCCGUGGCACUGAUCAGAAAAAUGAAAUCCGGCGUAGCUAACCCACAAUAGUAAGUCUAGUUUGUAUUAGAAUUUUUGAAGUCACUUAUAUAUUGCAUACAAUAGAUGUCUAACGUCUAUGAAGCCUUGAUUACUCAACAUUUUCUCCUUUGUAAUAUCUGAACAAGGAAAGUGUAAUUUAAUGUACAAGUUUAUUAAAUAAAUGGAAUGUAAGAUUGGCGUUUGUCUUUGCGAUGCA
Molecule: messenger RNA, 1903 nt
Organism: Magnolia sinica
Lineage: Eukaryota; Viridiplantae; Streptophyta; Magnoliopsida; Magnoliales; Magnoliaceae
Product: anaphase-promoting complex subunit 6
Exons: 16
Coding region: 63-1706 (547 amino acids)
Biological process (GO): cell division
Molecular function (GO): protein binding
Source: RefSeq, a predicted model, not a curated record